Messenger RNA from Meleagris gallopavo (turkey), 3348 nucleotides. Lineage: Eukaryota; Metazoa; Chordata; Aves; Galliformes; Phasianidae. The record is from RefSeq and is a predicted model, not a curated record.
CUCGUCUGCUUCUGUGAAUGCCGACCCCGCGGCUUAAGCGCCGUCUUCCGUGUGCUCUCUCGACAGCAGAGCAGCACAUGGGGGGAGGAAAGCAGCACAGAGGGCCGUUCCAGGGGGUCCGCGUGAAGAACUCGGUGAAGGAGCUCCUGCUGCACUUCAGGAGCAGCAAGCAGAUGUCCUCGGGCCCCGCUGCGGAUGAAGGCAAGGCACAAGGAGGAUUGGUAAACUACGAACCAUACACAGCAGAGUUAAAGAGCGUUCUAGGUCAGGGUGGCAAAAGAAAGGCUCCUGAGCUCCUUUCUGAUGGACCUCCUUUCAAACGCCAAGUUAAUGUUCAUCCACACCUCCUGACGCCACCCCAGACCCCAACUUCAAUGGAUAACAUGGAAGAGACGCAUAAAAACGAACCAAAGCAUGACAGCAGUUCUGAUCUGCUUCAGAACAUCAUAAACAUUAAGAACGAGUCCAGCCCUGUUUCCCUGAACACAGUGCAGGUUAGCUGGUUGCACGGUGUCUCCAGCCACAACUCACCUGGAGAACAGUACCACGACAGUUCGGGAACACAGGCUUUCUCCCCACCCCAGAAGUACCAAGCAUUCCAAGAUCAUACCUCCCAGAAUAUGCUUGAUCCUCCUCAGCAUUACCAGUUUCCUUCAUCGCAGAACCAGGAUUUGUCACAGAACUACACUUCGGAUGCAUCUCUGGAGUACAGGCCGUUUUCUGCCAAUGACCAGUCUCCAGGCUACCACCAGCACGCCUUUGAGAGCCAUGAACUGCAGUAUUGCCCAUCACAAAGUUUCUCCUCCCUCCUGAACGAUUCUGAAGGCUCGGAGAACAUCUCUGCUCCCCUUCAGUCCUUGACCAGUGCCCACCCGCAGGCUACUGUCAGCCCCCACGCUCAGAACUUCAGCCUGGCUCCAAAUAAUGUCUGCAGUAGUCUUGAACGCAGUGUCUCUUUGGCCACUUUAAAUGUCUCUCUACCACCCCAAAGUGUUGCCAGAAGCACAACGCAGUUGGGCAAGUCGUUUUUCCAGUGGCAAGUGGAGCAGGAGGAAAACAAAUUGGCUAACAUCUCUCAAGACCAGUUCCUAGCAAAAGACUCAGAUGGAGACACCUUCCUUCACAUUGCUGUUGCCCAGGGCCGACGAGCUCUCUCCUACGUUCUUGCAAGGAAAAUGGCUGCUCUGCAUAUGUUGGAUAUUAAAGAGCACAAUGGCCAGAGUGCUUUCCAGGUUGCUGUGGCUGCCAACCAGCAUCUCAUUGUGCAGGAUUUGGUUAGCCUGGGGGCUCAAGUCAACACCACAGACUGCUGGGGUAGAACACCAUUGCAUGUUUGUGCUGAGAAGGGGCAUGCCCAGGUCCUUCAGGCAAUCCAAAAGGGAGCCAUGGGAAGCAAUCAAUAUGUGGACCUUGAGGCAACGAACUAUGACGGUUUGACAGCCCUGCACUGUGCUGUUCUGGCCCAUAAUGCUGUGCUGCAUGAACUACAAAACUGUCAACCACCUCACUCCCCUGAGGUUCAGGAACUUCUGCUGAGAAACAAGAGCCUGGUUGAAACCAUCAAGACUCUGAUACAAAUGGGAGCUUCUGUUGAAGCAAAAGAUCGCAAGAGCGGUCGCUCUGCUUUACAUUUGGCAGCAGAGGAAGCAAAUCUGGAGCUCAUUCGUCUCUUCUUGGAGCUGCCCAACUGCCUCUCUUUUGUUAAUGCAAAGGCUUACAAUGGCAACACAGCACUCCAUGUGGCUGCCAGCCUGCAGUAUCGGGUGAGUCAGUUGGAUGCAGUUCGCCUGCUAAUGCGAAAGGGAGCUGAUCCAAGUGCCAGAAAUUUGGAAAAUGAACAGCCAGUUCACUUGGUUCCUGAUGGCCCUGUAGGAGAACAGAUAAGACGUAUCCUAAAAGGGAAGACAGUUCAACAGAGAGCGUCCCUGUUUUGAGCUCCAUGUUACUUGGAGUUACCGUACACUCACUGUCAGUCAGGCAGUCCUAUUGUAUCUGUAAAUAGACCAUUUGCCUGGUGUUGGCAAAUGUUAGUUGUUUCUAUGAAACAAAAGUAUUUUGUUCACUAUUAUAUAGUGGGUUAUGUAAGUUUAGGGAAAAAACAAAAACAACAAAAAAAAAGCCAUAAAAACCUAACAAACCAGCAGUUAAAUUCCUCUGAGCAAAUGGGAAUGUUUCAUUCCCAAGUAUGUGGAACCUUUGCCUGGAUACCUGGAUUUCAUAGCUAUGACAAGCUAACUUCUGGAAAAGGAUGAUUCUACAGUCAGUCUUGUUUGGAGAUGGCUGAUACGUGACAACACUGCAGAGUUUUUUGUUUGUGAUAACACUUUAGUAUUAAGUGUAAGAGAAAUAUUUUUUUUCAAAUGGAAAUUUUAUUUAUAUACCUUUGUGGCUUCCUUCCAGUAUCCUGUGCAUGAUUGUAUAUAAUCAUUGGCAUUGUUGUACACUUGUAUAGUUCUGAGCAUCUAUCAGUAGAUUGGGAAUGAGCUGAAGAAGAGAUGAGUUUGCUGAUCUUGAACUCUUAAAUCACAUGUGAAAUUUUAAUACUAUACUGGGGCAAAAAGAACGGUUAAGAUGAAUUGUCCCUAGCACUGAUGUGUUCGUGCUUUUGUAGCUGUUAAAACAUGAGAGCCAUGCUUGUUCAGGGGACAGUAUUGGGUGGUUUUGUAUCCAGCAGAGGCGUUUUCUUUUGUCUGGACAGUAGGUUGAGGGAGAAAUAUUGUGAUUUACAUAGUGUAUAUAACUUUGUCAUAUUUUAAGGAUUAUGAUCCUGAUUCACUGGAGAUAAUUAGCAUGUAUUUAGCUCUUGAUGCAUGUUGAAAUCUCUCUUUGUUCAUUGUGAUACUUAAAUGUUUGUAAGCCCCACUAGUGUCAGUAGAACUUGAGCACAUGCCUAAGUUAUCUGCUGAAUUGGGCUCUAGUCAGUUCUAGAGAUUUAGCAUUUUUCACCUAAGCAGAGUUAGUCCAUUUAUGGCUUUACCUUAUAGGUAUUGUAGAGAGCCAGUUGAAACUAAUGUUUUUCUAUUUUUAAUAAUUAUAAAUAUUAAUGCAAAAUGUGUACUAAUUAUACUUGUAUUCUGUUGGAGAAAGCUUCCUUCUCUCGUCAAUUUCAGAACAAUCCACACUGGGCUGUAAUUCCAGCAAUAUGUUCUCCUAGUGGUCUUUGCUCUUAUCCAGUUCUCGCAUCACACGCGAUUCUCUGCCAUAGCCAUUUAGUCUGAUUGUGCUGUUGUGGCAAAGUAUGUCUUGUAGGCAAGCUAAGUGGGAAAAUCUAAUAUGCUGAGGCUGAGCUGUGAUGUGUUUCUUGAAGGGUUUAAUGUAUCUUGUGUUUGAAUAAACAUGUUAAUUACA